GAAAGAUAUUUGUUGAAUUAAUAUCUUAUAAAUAAAAAAUAUUUGUAAAUCAUUUUUUAAUUGAAUAAUAUUCAGAUCUAAGGUUAAUUGUAUAUUGAUCAGUAUAUUAAACGUUCUUUCUUAUCUUUAUUCAUCAAAGAGAAUCGCCUCUUAUCAAUUGGAUUAAUAUCAACUGAAAAUAUCUCAGAAAAAAAAAUCACAGAAGAUGGUUUCGCGUCAUCACAUAGAAGGAUACGAGAAUUUUUUCAAAUUUAUGAAAAAUUUCAAACCUAACGAAUCAGUUUACGUGCUUUACAGUGGUAAAAAGCUUCCUAAUGGCAAAAGUUGGUGUCCAGACUGCGUUGAAGCGGAACCUUUCAUAGAAGAAGGAUUUAAAACAGCUUCAGAAUCAGUACACUUAGUUGAAGUUGAAGUUGGAGAUCGGCCAUUUUGGAAGGACUUAAAUUGUCCAUUUCGGACAAAUUCUACAACAAAAUUAAGAGUUCUUCCAACUUUAGCAAAAUGGAAUACACAAAAACGUUUGGAAGGUGAUCAAUGUCAAAAGAUUGACUUAAUUGAAAUGUUACUUACUGAUGAAGAUGAUUAAGUAAUUUAAUUUGAUAUGCUGUAUCAACAUUUCUGUUAGUAAACAAUAAAUUUUGUAAAUUGUUUUUGUAUUCAAAA
Messenger RNA from Frieseomelitta varia, 663 nucleotides. Its product is annotated as thioredoxin domain-containing protein 17-like. The transcript has 4 exons. Gene Ontology annotation, molecular function: protein-disulfide reductase [NAD(P)H] activity. Gene Ontology annotation, cellular component: cytosol. The coding region runs from base 206 to 586 and encodes 126 amino acids. The record is from RefSeq and is a predicted model, not a curated record. Lineage: Eukaryota; Metazoa; Arthropoda; Insecta; Hymenoptera; Apidae.